AUGCUUACACAAAUUCUACCAGUUGGAGAAGAGAUCUCGCAGUGGAUCUGUCCAUUCCGGACGUACAACAAUGAAUUCAAAACCGUUCUAGUUCCAUUCGCGCUAUCAUCACCCGAGGUGCUAGAUGCACUAUUUGCAGCAUCCUUCCACCGACUUGCCUAUUAUGGGCGAUCAGAAUUCAAUGCUAAGGCAGAGACCUUCAAAAGCUCAGCCAUUACAGGAUUGAUGAAUGGCUCUGGUCAGAUUCCUAAAUCCGAGUACCACCAGCUGGCUGCCAUAGCCGUCGUCAUCGUUCUUAUAUACGACGACAUGAUUUCAGCCCAAGACUAUUUCAGGAAUUUGACGCCGGUUUUGGUGCAUUUGAUUACAACGGUUGAUCUAAAGAGCGCGAGGAACCAGACUCUGGCACGAUUUCUCGAGGAACAACUUGGACUACUGCUCAUUCUUGUCUUGCCAUACAUGGCUCCCGACGACAAGACCGUUGAUAAAAUAUAUCGAUUUCUCGAAAAGUUCGCGAUGGCCGAUGGCGGACACAAGAGCAGACCGUCUCUGGCUUUCUGCCUGCGACAAAGCGUGACAGUCUGGCUUCGCAAAGUUAAAGACCCCAACGCUGACGUGGAUGGCAUCUUGGAAGACAUGAGAUGGCGAUUAGAAUACUCCCCUGACCUUCCUAGUUUCGACCAUUACUUGACCUGGGUCUACUUCAACUGUGCUGCUUCGGCAUCAAAGAAGACCUUGCGUGACUUCUUCACUUGCCGGCUGAAUUGGCAUACAACGACAUUCGGCUUUAAAAAUGUCAGCCUCAUGGUUGAUUUCCUGCAGGUCUUAUGGGAAAAUGAACAAACGUGGCCAUCGCUUAUCCAGUUUCAUAAUGAAUAUAUAUGCGCAUGA
Messenger RNA from Clonostachys solani, 891 nucleotides. The record is from the annotation of a GenBank genome assembly. NCBI's taxonomy places the organism in Eukaryota, Fungi, Ascomycota, Sordariomycetes, Hypocreales, Bionectriaceae.